This is a messenger RNA of Girardinichthys multiradiatus, 2685 nucleotides long. RefSeq names its product HMG box-containing protein 4-like. The record is from RefSeq and is a predicted model, not a curated record. Lineage: Eukaryota; Metazoa; Chordata; Actinopteri; Cyprinodontiformes; Goodeidae. The coding region runs from base 154 to 1917 and encodes 587 amino acids. The transcript is spliced from 13 exons.
CUGAUUGGCUGCGUCAGCAAAGCCACGCCUCUCCACAGGCGAAUUGUUGUCUGCUGAUAAUAAAGAUGGCGAGAGGACCCGCGUAAAUUGGAGAUCUCAAUUGAGGACUGUCAACAUCCCAAAACACGAAAAGGGGUUGACUAGGAGGAAACCAUGGCAUAUGAGGAGUUAAAGGAGAUGGGGUCAGAUGGAGGCCUCGUUGCUGGUCGUAGCCAGAGGGAGAAAAGGAGGUCCUACAAGGAUUUGUUACGAGAGGAAGAAGAGAUUGCUGCAGAGGUCCGAAAGUCAUCCAAAAAACGUCCAAAGGAUUCAGAGCUUUUCAUGCUGGGAGGGGACUUCCACAAGAAGAAGAAGAAACACAGUGACGACCACUAUUACCGGGAUCAUGAUGGUUUAGGCCCACCUCCUCAUAAGAAAAAGCAUAAGUCUGUAGAGCGCUCUCCACCUCUUUCUUCACCCUCUUCAUUGCUCCCGGCAGACACCGCAAUGGGCCUCCUGCAGGCCAUCACCUCUCCAAUGGCUACAGGUUCGGACCCCAGCCCCCACUUGCACAAGAAACCCUCUUAUCCCACCUUCUCGUCGCAUUCCUCCAAGGACCGCAAACGUGAGAGCAGCGGAAGCAAAGGGAGCCACUCCUUAUCACACUCCCGCCCCAUGUCUCUGUCGUCAUCGUCUUCUUCUUUUAAGAAGCAUUCUUCCUCCAAGUCGUCGCUGUUUCACGGCGGAGCUCCCAAAGAGGAACCCCUUACGUUGCGUGAGGCCGACGGGCUGAAAAUGAAGCUCAUCAUGUCGCCAGAGAAAGAGGAGCCGGAAAGCUUUCCAAUAAUGCCACACUUAUCCAAAGUUAGUGUGAAAAAAGAGAAGGACAGAGAGAGGAUGCAGCCGUCAAAGUCGCCCAAGAAGAAGCUGCCGCAGAACAGAGACCCGCUGCCUGUAGUGGGGAAGGAGGUGGAGGUAGAAGGUCAUUAUGGAGGUGGCGUGGGAGAUGAGAGUUCUUCAUCUGGGGCAGAACUGGAGGCUGGGGAACUGAUAAUAGACGAUUCAUAUACACACCUUUCAAAAAAGAAAAAGAAGAGCAAGAAAAGCAAGAAGAAAAAGGACAAAGAGAAAGACAGAGACAAGGACAAAAGUGGGAAGGACAAGAAGCACAGCAAAAGUUUUGGAGAAUCUUCAAGAAGCCACAGCCACUCCCAUCCUACUGUCAGCCAUAGUGCUGUUGGCCCAAUGUAUGCUAUGAGCAAGCCCAUCACCCCUCACCAUCAAGGCCAUGAUGGAACAACAGAGAAGAAGAAGAAGAAAGAAGAUAAAGACAGAGAAAAGCAUGAUAAGGAUAAAGAAAAGACCAAGAAGAAGACGACGACAGCAUAUCAGGUGUUUUGUAAAGAGUACAGGGUCAACAUAAACGCUGAGCAGCCAGGUUUAGAUUUUGGCGAGCUAAGCAAGAAGCUGGCAGAGGUGUGGAAGGCCAUGCCUGAGAAAGACAAACUAGUUUGGAGGCAGAAGGCCCAGUACCUGCAACACAAGCAGAACAAAGCUGAGGCCACCACUGUGAAGCAAAAGCCCUCCAGUGAGGGCAAAACCAAAGUUGUAGGAACAACAGCAGGGCUGGUGUCACCAGCCAGAACACCGGGCGCUAUGUCGCUGUCCCCGGCCCGAGUGCCAGAUGUUGACCCCAUCGACGCGGCAGCUCACCUGCAGCUGCUUGGAGAGUCCCUGUCUCUGAUUGGCCAUCGGCUGCAAGAAACAGAAGGGAUGGUGGCAGUGUCUGGGAGUUUGUCCGUUCUUCUGGACUCCAUCCUGUGUGCUCUCGGCCCGUUGACCUGCCUCACAGCACAGAUACCACAGUUAAAUGGAUGUCCUCGAAAUGUCCUGUCAAACACAUUGGACAACAUUGCCUACAUCAUGCCCGGUCUGUGAGGACCCUGAAACGGAGUAAUGUGGCAUCAAAGCAACCAAACUGACUGGAAGGGUCUGAUCCUGGAGAGGCCUUCGAAGUUUAACUUAAGCCACUGCUUGGGAUCUGAAGAUCUGGAUAUUUCUAGUUUCAACAUGUUUUUAAAGUGUAUUUUUUUAGAUAAUAUCUCAAAAUUUUGUAAUUGCUGAUUUUAAAUCAAACCUUUUAUUGUAUAUGUUUUGUUCUUAUGUUACUGUACAGGUGUCUGUUGAGUUUUUGGCAUUGACUAGGAUUUAAAUUGUAUGAUUGUAGUUAUCUUAAUUAGUUUUUUUUUUUUUUACUAAAACGUGUAAAAAUUUAAACUGUUGUUUUAUGCACUCAUCAGUCUAGGAAAUAUUUCUCUCGUGAACAUUUACAAUGUUAAAAGUACUUGAUUUUUACUCAUGUCGUUGGUGCAGCAUUUAGGUUUUUACUGUACUCGGACAUUUAGGAAGUGUUGGACAAACACAGCUCUUGGUGCAACUUCAUCGAAAUGAAGAGAUCUUCCAAUAAUUUCAGUUAAAAACUGAACAAGAAGGCAACAUUAAACUGUUUUAGCGACAUGGAUGACAUGGUUUUUAUGUUGCACAUCAAAAUAUGUAAAACAGGUGAUUUCCUAUAAAUUUAGAUCAUCAAAAAGGUCAUUUAUUCAAUAAGUGACACUCAUACAUCAUAUAUACUCCUUAUACACAGUGAUGUAUAUUAAGUGUUUUGAUGAUUAUGGCCUACAGCUAAUAAAACCCAAAAUUUGA